UACCUACCAGUGCUUCUUGACGAACUAAUCUUGCGACGUGUUGUGCGACCCGUUUGUUGUGCGGAAAUAUUACAUUAAACCGGCUGCACAAUGCAGGGUCCCGCUGUUUUUAUCGAUGCCGAGAUCGACGAUCAGGCCCAAGAGUUGCGGAAGUUCUUCAAGAAACUCGGGGCUGAAAUCAGCGAGGAAAAGUCUAGCAAAGGCAUCGAAGAUGAUCUACACAAGAUCAUCGGAGUUUGCGAUGUGUGCUUCAAGGAUAACUCGCACACACCGGACGAAAUUGACGCCGUGCUGAACAGUGUUGUGUCCAUCAUCGUUUCCAUUCCAUUGGAGCGCGGAGAGAACCUGAUUCUUUCAUUCUGCGACAAGAUGACAAAAGCGAAGGAGCCCAGUCUUGCUCGAGUUUGCCUGCAAUCCUUGUGGCGUUUGUUUAGCAACUUGGAGGUGACCUCCCCACUUCGUUACCAUGUGUACUAUCACCUGGUGCAGGUGGCCAAACAGGUGAAUCAGGUAAAGGAAGUAUUCACAGGCGUGGAGCAGUUGAAGGCACAAUUUGCUCAGUGCCCGCCGUCGAAUGAGCAGAUGCAGAAACUGUAUCGCUUGCUGCAUGAUGUCCUGAAGGACACCAACAGUGAGCUGGCGUCUAAGGUGAUGAUCGAGCUGCUUGGCACGUACACGGCCGAGAAUGCAUCGUACGCACGCGAGGAUGCAAUGAAAUGCAUCGUGACCGCUCUGGCUGAUCCCAAUACGUUCCUCCUCGAUCCUUUGCUAUCGCUGAAACCGGUCCGUUUCCUCGAAGGAGAACUGAUCCACGAUCUUCUGUCGGUCUUUGUAUCAGAAAAGCUUCCAAGUUAUCUUCAGUUCUACAAGAAUCAUAAGGAAUUCGUCAACUCGCAGGGGCUGAACCAUGAACAAAACAUCAAAAAGAUGCGACUGUUGUCCUUCAUGCAGUUGGCGGAAAGCAAUCCUGAAAUGACCUUCCAGCAACUGCAGGAUGAGCUUCAGAUCAAGGAAGAAGAGGUGGAACCGUUCAUCAUCGAGGUGUUAAAAACGAAGCUGGUCCGCGCCCGAAUGGAUCAGCGUGCGCGGAAGGUGCACAUCUCCAGCACAAUGCACCGCACGUUCGGUCGCCCGCAGUGGCAGCAGCUGCGUGAUCUGCUGCUUUCAUGGAAGACAAAUCUUACUCUCGUUCAAGACAACAUCAACUCGGUGGCAGUCGCCCAGGCCGAGCUGGCCCAGCGUCAGUGAACAUAGUGCCGUGAACAGAUUUGACUGUUUCUCUAUUUAUCGUGUGUGAAAAUCGAAGAAAAAACUCGAUAGCAGCCGAACCUUAACCGUAGAGACAAUUCUGGAUCGUAUUAAAGAGGAGAGAGGGGAGAGAACGUAGGUGCGUGUCUGAAGCAACAGAACAUUGGGCUAGCGAAGUGAAUUAUCGUGCGUAAGCAGCUGUGUGCAGUGCAAGGUAGAAGUUACGCCGAGUUACUUUCACCAACGACCGCAGGUAAUCGACAAGGAGCGCGGUCCGUUCAACCGUUCAUAUUCACAAAUUCACCAUCAUUUGAAAGAAUUUAUCAUCAACAUCGAACAGCUGUCGUUUCAAUAAAUUCUUUUUUAAUAUGAACGAUA
This is a messenger RNA of Anopheles coustani, 1626 nucleotides long. RefSeq names its product eukaryotic translation initiation factor 3 subunit M (gene eIF3m). The transcript has 4 exons. The coding region runs from base 91 to 1248 and encodes 385 amino acids. NCBI's taxonomy places the organism in Eukaryota, Metazoa, Arthropoda, Insecta, Diptera, Culicidae. Gene Ontology annotation, biological process: cytoplasmic translational initiation. Gene Ontology annotation, cellular component: eukaryotic translation initiation factor 3 complex; cytoplasm. Gene Ontology annotation, molecular function: translation initiation factor activity. The record is from RefSeq and is a predicted model, not a curated record.